CUCCACAACCCAAAUUAUCCUUUAUGUUAUGUGCUUCCCGUGAAAUAACACACGUGGGUUGAGAGAGCUUCUUUCGUUUAUCAGUUUUCUCCUUUGUUUCAAAGAUGGAAGGCUUUGUUGUAAAAGAGGACAUAAAAUUGCCGAUUGGGUUCAGGUUUCGUCCCACAGAUCAAGAACUUCUCCUUUACUACCUCAAGAAAAAGGCCUUUGCUCAACCAUUACCUGCUUCAGUCAUUCCAAUCUGUGAUGUCUUUCAGUCUGAUCCAUGGCUGCUUCCAGGUGAUUUGAGGGAAAAAAGGUACUUUUUUAGCAAUUAUGGAAAAGUGAACAAGAGAAGUGCAGGUUCCGGUUGUUGGAAAUGUGUUGGAAAAGAAAAAGAAAUAAGGGUUUGUGAUAGCAAUGAAGUAAUUGGGAUGAAGAAAACAUUGAUAUUCUGCAAAGGUUCCCAUCAAACAAGAACUCGCUGGGUCAUGCACGAAUUGCGUCUUGUAACUUCCUACGCAUAUAAGAUGGCAGUGGCAGAUUUUGCUGUGUAUGUCAUAUUUCAGAAAAGGAAGAAGAUGACAAAAGCAUCUCAGCAGAGACCCUUUUGUAGCAGCAAACUUCAGAGAGUACAUGAUGUUAAAGCUAGUAUAAUAGAUUUUGAAAUGGAAUUUGGCCACGAUAAUAUAGUGCUUCCACCACCUUCUUCCCCAUGUUGAUGUGAAGAUUGUAGUGAAACUUAAGAAGUUAGACUAGGAUUUAACUUAUAGAGUUGAGUAGUGUUUGCCUUAUAUUUUAUGCAAUUGUAUACAAUUGCGAAGCCUCUAAAGCACCAAGUACGUUUAUUUUACUUUGCAAUAAAUGAAACGUUUUAACUAA
This is a messenger RNA of Vigna radiata var. radiata (mung bean), 861 nucleotides long. RefSeq names its product NAC domain-containing protein 83. The record is from RefSeq and is a predicted model, not a curated record. Bases 105 to 701 code for a protein of 198 amino acids. Lineage: Eukaryota; Viridiplantae; Streptophyta; Magnoliopsida; Fabales; Fabaceae. Gene Ontology annotation, molecular function: DNA binding. Gene Ontology annotation, biological process: regulation of DNA-templated transcription. The transcript is spliced from 3 exons.